Messenger RNA from Monopterus albus (swamp eel), 1584 nucleotides. It is a transcript of the gene fam8a1a, whose product is annotated as family with sequence similarity 8 member A1a. The record is from RefSeq and is a predicted model, not a curated record. The transcript has 6 exons. The coding region runs from base 130 to 1131 and encodes 333 amino acids. NCBI's taxonomy places the organism in Eukaryota, Metazoa, Chordata, Actinopteri, Synbranchiformes, Synbranchidae.
CUAUCGAUUUCCGAGGUCCCUGUAUUUACAAAGACUUAGCUGGCGCCGUGUCAACUACCUGCACAGAGCGAAUGAACGGAGCAGAUGGACGAUGAGCUGAGGUUGUAGAGACGUCUCUAAAAGAUAUUCAUGGCAAAUUACAGGAUCCCGAAAAGUGGGUCAGCUAUGUUUCCGACAACAAGUGACAACCACCGUGAUGGCCCUGAAGCUGACGCAAAGCAGCCUCAAACCACUGCAACAAAGGAAUACUGCGCACAGUUGCAGCAGUGGAUGUGGCAUUAUUACUCGGGGUCUGCUACCUGGCACAGCUGGCUGGCUCUGUUGGCCUUCCCCUUUCCUCCUCCUUGCAGUUUCCCUCUGCCGGGGGCAAGUAGUACUCGGACACCGUGUACACCUGCCUCGAACUCCGGCUGUGAACAGCAGGGUUCUGACACGGGAAACUGGCAGAGCUACCAGUACCAGUUCAGCUUCCCCGCAUCCUCCUCUCACCCAGGUGGUGCACAGGCCGUGCAGACCUCAGCCGCGUCCACGACCCAGCCUACUGAUGCCCGGCCAGCCCAGCAGCAGCAGAAUGGGAAUCCACCUCAGGCAGGACGGGAAUACACCAUCCCCUCUCCUCUCCAGAGGUUCCUAGCAGAGACAGUGGACUUCUUUAUCCUAUUUUGUGUGAAGGCCACCAUAGUGCUGUGGAUCAUGCAUUUGACUGGGAUGAAGGACAUUACCAAAUUUAUUACACAGUUCAUUGUGGAGGAGAUAGAUGAGAACACGUCCAUGGAGGACCUGCAGAAGAUGAUGGUUAUAGCUCUGGUCUACAGGGUGCUAGUGUGUGUCUACGAGAUAUUCUGUAUAUGGGGCGCUGGCGGUGCCACACCGGGGAAGUUCCUGCUUGGCCUGCGGGUGGUGACAUGUGACACAACCACUCUGGUCCAACCCAACCGAGUCCUUGUUUUCCCAGCAUCUAAUGUCUCCCUCUCUGCCUCUACAGUGCGGGCGCUGAAUAAGAACAUCUCUAUUGCCUUCCUCUUUCCCGUCUUCAUCACUCUCCUCUUCUUCCAGCACAACAGGACUGUGUAUGACAUUGUGGCGGGGACCAUAGUUGUUCAGCAAAGAGUUGACAGAUCUAGGAUGUGAAAACCUUGGCGCCCUCCUGUGGCUGUACUAAAGAAAUGACGGAUUGUCUGUAUGCAAGCAAAGUAAUUUGACACAUGCUGUAGACAUAUAAGAGUUCGUAACAUAGAGGCUUUAAAGAAGGGUGAAACAUGAUUAAGUUCUCUACUUUGCUGAUUUUUCUUACAUGCAUUAUUCUUCGAGGUGAUAAUGGAGAAUCAAAUGUUUGGCUUGCUAAUGAUUGUUGUGUAAUAUAGUGAUUAUUAUGCACUCACACUGAAGAAAGACUUGUCUGUAACCCUUCAUUGUGUCUAUGAUUAUUUUUGAUGAAGUAUUCUUUUGAUAUGUUUCUGCCAUGGUGAACUGUAACAUAAACUGUUUUUCCUGCAAUAUAUGAGGUUCAGAUGAGAAAUUGUGUUUGGGAGUUCUCUUGUGUGUUUAGACUUGUAGUGGUUGUGACUCAGAGCAGCUGUUCAG